UUCAGUAGAUGACAUAGCCGUAAUAAUUUUUAUGAUACCUGGUGGCGUGCUAUCAAUUCUCAUAGAAAAAAAAAAAAUAAAAUUGUGACUAACCAAUUCCGUCGAGACAUAUAACACAUAAAUUAUAAUAUACACGAAACCAACUAAGACGACCAGCAUUUGUCGGAAUUAAUGCCACGAUGGCUGAGAAAAGUGAUUCGAACGAUAUCCUGACAAUGGAAAAUAAACAAAAUAACAUUGAGAUUGGAGCCGAAGCUGCAGAAGCCGGAAUGUCAAAUAAUGACGUUGCUGAUAUUGAGUUUCAAGCGACUCAAGCAAUAUUUCGGCUUGAAGAAGCUGCUGAAAAUUCAACAAAUAUAUCAAGUACUGCUUGGAAUAAUUCAUCGGGAUUUCUUAUUCAUCCCAAGUCACCAGAAACAGUAUUAUCAUUGAUGCAGGACUUGAUAAUUCAUGAAGAUAUUCCACAAACUGAUGAAGAUCCAGAUGCUUCGCAGUCAAAUCAAAUAACAGCAUUGCCAACGUUAUCAGAAGCUGCCAGAGUUGCUCUGGUAACUCAUUCAGUGUCAGCAUACGCAGUAGCUUUGCCACGUUCCCAUGCACAAAGAUUAGCAGCUCGUCUAGCUGCUGAUACAACAAGAUGGCUAAGUCAUAUAUUUCACUUUGUCGACUGCGCUUCAUCUUUUCAUGAAGACCAUCUAGAAGGUUUGGUCCGAGUUACAAGACUAGCUUUACACAAAAAAUAUCCUCGGUACCUAGAAGACGGAUUCACGGCUUUAGCAUCAUCUCCGCCACUUAUUUACAGUUCUAUUGUUGCUCCUUUAGGAGUUGUUAAACAUCUCUGUCGACAGCUUUCACUACCUUUAAAUUGUAUUAGACCGAUCCCACAAAAUACAAUGUUUGGAUCACGACAAACAAUGGAUAUUUCAGCAUUGGAAAGGCGUUUAGUUGAAGACAAUAGUAUUAAUGGUGUAACGCCGCUUUUAGUUUUAGCUGAAGUCGGUACUGUUAUCACCGGUCAUUCUGAUAAUGUAUCACGACUUCGUGAAAUUUGUGACAAAUAUAAUGUUUGGUUACAUCUUCGUGGACAUUCAUUAGCUGCUCUUGCAUUAAAUAAUGCGCCGAAAGACUUGCCGUCAAAAAUAGCUGACAGUAUAACACUGCCUUUGGGUUCUUGGUUGGGUAUACCAUCAUUACCAGUAGUUACUUUAUACAGACUUACGGAUACCAAAGGAGAUAAACCAACUCAGCGUGAUACAACACUCAGUCUUGUAUCAGGUUUAAUGGCUGAAUCGUUAUCACGACGACUACCAACACUGCCUUUGUGGGCGGCUCUUCAAGUUCUUGGUCGUGAUGGAAUACAAAUGAGAAUAAAACAGUGCUUCCAAAUAAUUGAACAACUUUAUAAUAAAAUUAAAAAGUUUUCUAACAUUAAAUUUCUCAGUCAAAUACCAGGUGGUGAAAAUUGUUCUCACACAAUAAAUGAGCUGUCAAAUAAUCCAAUAAAUGGACCAAAAUUAUUUGAAAUUGUUGCCAGUGCUUUAGUGUUUCAAUACGUACCGCCAGUGAGAGAAAAUCAAACGUCUGAACGUGUUUCAAGUAAUUCAGAUAAAUUUAAUUGCUGGCUUGGACAAAUUUUACAAAGAGAUAUUGAAAGUGUUCCAGUUGAAUUGUGUGAAGUAGAACAGUAUGGUAUAGCUAUUAGAAUAUGUUGUUUAGAAAGUCCUGAUCCUCCGCCAUCGUUUGAAGAUAUUGAAAAUGUUGAAGCUUGUCUUGAACAACAAAUUGAAAUUUUAAACGCGACAGUUGAACACAAAGAAAACUUUUUACGAUUAGUUAAACAAAAUAGUUCCUUACGUUUUGUGGAUUUGCCUGGAUGGGCGGGAUUAGGAGGUGUACGAUAUGAGCCACCAACGUGGGUUCAAAUAAAGACGGAUGAAACAAAAGCUGAGCUCAAUAGAUUAAAUAAUCAAUUAGUCGAAGCUCUACGUAGUACAGAUGCUGCAUUCUCUCUUGGAGAAGGCGACGAUGGUUUAAGUUGCGUGCGCUUUGGAAUGGUAACACAAGACACUGAUCUUGCAAAAUUGAUUUCAUUGGUACUACAAUACGGAAGAGAAGUAGAAGCUAAUUCAAAAUUAUUAGACACUAUUUCUGAAGUUGUUAAAAGAGGAAUAGAAACAGCACAGACGGAUCUUGAGAGAGAAAAUGCUGAAAAAUUAUGGCAAGAAGGUAUUUUAAGGCACGUUCCCGUUGUCGGUACUUUUGUUAAUUGGUGGAGUCCACCACCCAAAGAAAGUGGAGUACGUGGUCGAAGUUUAAAUUUACAAGCUGGUGUUGUUGAAAGCACGGAAAAUAUUUACAAGUAUCAUAUGCAAUUACAACCAAACACAACGACAAGUAAUGGCUCCGGAGCACGAACACCUCCUCAGCCAUUGGUCCAAACACCAGUAGGAGUUGGAAGCCAAAGUCACAGUAGAUCUUCAAGUCAUUCGAGCUUACAAAGCAAUAAAUGUCUGCCAACAAUUGCUAAUUCAAAUGUUUUACAGUCUCAGACACUUGAUAAUAAUACGCAAGUUGCUAUUAAUAUUUAAUACUUUGACAUACUGCUCAUUGUAAAAAAAAAAAAAAAGAAAAACACAAAUAUGAACAAAAACAAAUAAAAAAUACACUUUCGUGUAAAAAAAAUUUGUUCCAAAUAGAUUCCAAAAAAAUUUAACGCAUGGAACUUCUGAAAUUAAGACAGAUUAGAACUUUUGUAAUUUUUAUUUUAAAAAAAAAUUUAUCUAGGAUUUAUUUGAACAAAUUUUGAAUAAAAAAAGCACGUUUUUGAAAAGUAUUUUUAUUAAAUUUUACCCUCGUUUCCAAAAAGUUAAAAAAUUUCUUAGGAAUUUUUGGAUUUUUGAGAAUAAUUUCUAAUGGGAACUUUUUUGGAACGAAGGUAAAAUUUGCUCAAAUAAAUCCUAGAUAAAUUUUUUUUUUUAUUAUCAAAAUUACAAGAGUUCGAAAUGUGGAACUUCUAAAUUUGAGCAGAUUUGAAUUUCGGGUGAAUCUUUUUUUAUGGUAAAAAAAAAAGUUUAUUUAGAACUUUAUAUAAGCGAAUUUUGAGUGAAAAAAUAUCGUUUUUAAAACAUAUUUUUGGAAACAUAAUUUUACCCUCGUUUCGAAAAAAUUAAAAAUCCUCAAAUUUGAAUUUUUUUUAUGAACGAAAAACGUCCUGUUUUGAUACUGGAGUUAGCCGACGUUUAAUAAUUUUUCGAUUCCUUUUCAAAAUGACCAAUUAUAAAAAAAAAUUAUUUGAAAAAAUGACACCUACAGUUUUUUUAAUUUUCUAAAUGUGCAUAUUUUUUUUUUUUUUUUUAUAAUUGAUUUGUUUUAAAAACAAAUCUAAAAAUUUUUGAUCGCUUGUCAAUUUCAUUAUCUUUUUUGACUCGAAAUUCGCUCAUAUAAAAUCCCAAGUAAACAUUUUUUUUACUUUCAAAAUUACAAAAGUUCUAAUCUGUCUCAAGUUUAAAAGUUCCACUUAUGAAAUUUUUUUUGAAUCUUGGGAACGAAUUUUAUUUUACACGGGAUUAUUCCUGGUGUUAUUUGUGAUAGUAAUGCAUUGAUGUACUAAUUACUUAAUUUAGUAAUACGUAUUGAGCUAUUAAAUUAAAAUAAUAAUUAAUAUAUAAAAAAAAAAAUUUAGUUUUUAAAUUAAAUAUUUGAGUUAUAACUAUUGAUGUAUUUUAAAAUUUACACAAAAAAUUGCAAUAAUAUAUAUUAUUUUUUAAAUUAUUUAUAAGUAAUUAAUAUUCAAUAAUAAUGUAAUUUGCUUUAAUGCGUUACUUUUUAUGCACAACAGCUUAAAAAAUCAUGUGAUAUGAUGAAAAAAAAAUAAAAAUUAAAAAUUAGUGAUUGCAAUUUACAUUACCAAAUAAUAAUUAUUAUUAUUCUUAUUAAGCUCAUUAAUGAGCUGGCCUCGUAUUAGUAAUUUUAUUAUUCUUUAUAGUAUAUACAAUUCAAAUUGAUCCCAAUUGUAUAUUAAUUAAAAAAAAACACUAUAUUGUUAUUAAUAUAAAUAUAG
Microplitis demolitor is the source of this 4060-nucleotide messenger RNA. Its product is annotated as pyridoxal-dependent decarboxylase domain-containing protein 1. Gene Ontology annotation, biological process: carboxylic acid metabolic process. The coding region runs from base 180 to 2588 and encodes 802 amino acids. NCBI's taxonomy places the organism in Eukaryota, Metazoa, Arthropoda, Insecta, Hymenoptera, Braconidae. Gene Ontology annotation, molecular function: carbon-carbon lyase activity; pyridoxal phosphate binding. Gene Ontology annotation, cellular component: intracellular membrane-bounded organelle. The transcript is spliced from 10 exons. The record is from RefSeq and is a predicted model, not a curated record.